Messenger RNA from Paramuricea clavata, 3975 nucleotides. The record is from the annotation of a GenBank genome assembly. NCBI's taxonomy places the organism in Eukaryota, Metazoa, Cnidaria, Anthozoa, Malacalcyonacea, Plexauridae.
AAUGAGGUAGAUCCUUCCAAGUUCGCAUUUCACCCUCGCUCACCCUCGUCAGUUGCCAGUAGUGGUCGUGUACGGUCCAGAUUGGUUCGAUCAGCAUUACGAGAUCAUCGCGUUGUUGUAGAGACUGUGAGAACGUAUGAAAUGAUUAGCGAGUUUAAAAUGAAUAUCGUGAUUUGGCUGCAACAACAUGGUUUGGCACACAAAUCUGAAUUACUGACCGCUAUACCUGAUAUUACCCUGAAUAAGGUGAGUAAAAUUAAUACAAAUUCAAAGUAAAAUUGAAAAUCAAACAAAGUCAGCUUCAAUUUCAAACUAAAUCUCAAGUUCAAAUUCAAUUUGGAAAUUUAAUUAUAAAUUCAGUUUCAGAUUCAAUUUCAAAUUCAAUUUCAGUGUCAACUGUCAAAUUCAGUUUCAAUUUCAAACACACUGUCAAACAGGUGGUUAACCACUGGUGGUUAACAGUGGUUAACCACUGGUGGUUCAAUGUGCAUUUGACCACUAUCGACCGCUCUGUAUAAGACAUACAAAAACCUACGAAUUAAAUUGUCAAUAUUCAUUGCUUUCUUUCACAGGAAGAUGAGUUAGAUGUCCUGAGUAAAAUGUCUGCAAUACGUGAUACAACUCAACAGGUAUUUAAACUAACUUCAUUUAUACCGGAUUACUGUAUCAGUUCUAUAAACUGUUCUCUCUAAAGGCGGAGUAUAAGGGUCAUAUCUUGUUUGUCCAGAAGAAGACCUUGGAUCGAUCUAUCUUAUCUAAAUUGUUUAACUGUUCUCCCUAGAUGUCUAUAGUGAGGGCCAUCUCUUAUUUGUCCAGAAGAAGACCUAUAAACUAAACUAAAAUGUUUUGAAACAGGAUAGCUCUAUCUAAAUUGUUUUGAUUUCUAACAGAAGUCCAAUAGACCCAUUGCACUGACGUCACAAAUCCUUAGAGUGUCCUCCAGAUGCUCCCUAACAAUAUCUGUUCCGGUGCAACAACCACAUACAGCGCAAAAUUUAACCAUUUUAAUUUUUUUAAAAUUAAAUCAAAAUUAUUAUAAACUUUUACAAAAUUUGCUUUGUUUACAAAAGUUAUAUUAUGCAUAGAUUACUAAUUUGUCCUCCAGAUGCAUCGUCAUGUACAAUGGGUCUAUACGGGGCAAUUCUUUUUUAUUCAGUGUCACUACAAGAAAUAAUUGAGUAGGUAUGGAAAGAAUGUCGCAUGCGAUAGAGUCCAACUGGAAGGAUUCUUCUCACAUGCGAGUGAUGCGACUGACUUGAAGUUAUAAGCAGACACAUGCAUAUUGCAUGAAUGGGAACCCUGCACCUACAUAGAUGAAAGACACAUGUAUUCACCACUGGGCCAUCCUAAGGCACUUCAACAAUAUGUUUUAUUCGUUUUCUAGAUACUUGAUGCAUUGUGGCAAGUAACAAAAGAUGACUACUCCUGGUCACAGCAUGACCUUGUGGAUGGCAAAGAAGAGCAAGAAGAGAACUCGAAGGAUAAUAAUAUACGUCCAGAUGAUAUUGGGAUAGAAAUGGAUACUAAAAAGGAUGAUGGAUUGUCAUCUUCACCGGUUGCUAGGCAACAUGGCGAUAACGAUGACGAAGAAGUAAAUGUCCAAUCACAGGAGCACAACUUGCAAGGUAAGAUCUUUGGAAUAUAUCACUGGAAAUUUUUUUCAAAAUCUUCACUAUGGAAAUAGCAUGGAACUUCGUUGAAAAUAUUAUGGAAAUCCAAUUUUCAUACGAAUUGCAAUUUCCAUAUACUAUGGAUAUAGUAUGGAAAUAGCAUGGAUAUACUACGGAUUUAGUGAUGUAAUCGCAAAUUCCAUAGUAUAAAUUUCACUAUUUUCCCCCAGUGUAUCGGAAAGUAGUAGUUCACGAAUAUUGUUUUGAACAAGUUGUGGAUUUGGUAAAGAAUAACGUCUUUGCCUGAAUUAAGUAUGAUUGAUCAUGUACAGUACAUGGCAAGUGAUCAGCAGGACGAACCAAUGUAAAUAUUGAAAAGCUGGCCGACCAUUAUUAGCCAAUGUUCGAGCAACUGCACACUUGAGCGGACAUUCGUCAGACCCAAGCGAAAUUGUUUUAAUCCACAUUGACUGUAUAGCUGAUGUUUUGCCGUUACGUUACGCGGCAGAAGUGUCAAAUAUGUUUUCUGCUGAAUUUAGACUAUCAUUUUAAACCAUACUGUACAUAUCUUAACUUUGCGAUCCGUGUCCGCGCGCGCUCCAUACUCGCUAAAAACUUUAUUUAAGUCUAUUUGGAAAGUCUAUAAACCCAGCGAAAAUCUGGCUCUGAUUGGUUGUUUGGUAAUUGUUCGUACUAUGCAGUUUAAUAUAAAGUUUAUUUAUCUUUGUGUAUCAUGUUUAAACGUAUCAAUGUUAUACACACAGCAUAAUUUUAAUAAACUAUCAAGUUAUUUCCUUCGCUUCUCGUAUGAAAUCAAUAGACUAUUCUGAUGUUAAUAUGCCAAUAACAAAACUGUAGAAUAACAACAGUGUAACAUUACCAUGUAAGGUCAGAGUAGUUCCAACUAAAUUUAUCAAUCUGAUUGGCUGGCUGAAAUUUUACAGCGAAUCAGAGAGCUUUAUUUUAUGCCGGGCGCCGUCAUCCCGCAUAGUUUUCACAAAAUUGAGUUACGAAUUUGAUGAAUUUUCGCAAAAUUAACUCGUUUUAAUGUGAUGAGAGAACAAAAAAAACACAUUGUAGAAGUGUUAAAGUUGUGUCUUACCAUAGUACGUGAGUUAGCUUUUUUAAAUGAAUUUCGAUAUGUUUAUGUACGAGUUUUUUUUUUGUCAUUUAGUUUUUGUAUACAGUUUUGAAUUUGUAUUUUCUUGCCAACCUUGGGGAUAUAUUAUACAUAAUGAUGCAACGCUAUUCAUUGUAUACUCGCGUGUGUUAUUCGCUAUAUGCCUAUACACGUGACCAGCCUCCACCAGGGCCUCUGCUGGAGCGUGUUUGGGAGGGAAGCGGAAGUAGAGAAGCCUAGCUUGCGAGGUUGAUGUAUUAAUACAUUUUCUUAUUAAUUAUAAGUUCUUUGUAGGAUUGCAUGGCGAUAAAACAUAUAAUAAUUUUUUGUUUGUGGAAAAACCACGUAAAUUUUUUACUGCAACCUUUGUCCCAUUUUAUACGAUGGUCGUAAGUCCAAGUAUGUUUAGCCACAGCAGAUUUAUGCAUUUAUCUAGCUCGGCUUUCUCGCAAUUUGUAUUAUGGUCCUUUUAAGGAACGUAAGUCUUAGAAGACGUAUUGAGACGUAUAGUCUUAAAAGACGUAUUGAGAGAUUUUGACCAGUUUCGCCAAUGUAAACCAGACCGCAUUCACAAGGAAUGCGGUACACACCAGGUUUCUGAGAUUCGCAUUCACGAUGUCCCUAUGUGUGCAAAGAGCUCGAAACAAUUUUUUUCACUGGAAUCGUAUACCUUUAUACCUGCUUCUUUCUUCAAAAUUCUCGCGAUUUUAUGUGAAGCCUGACCAAUGUAUGGUAGACAAACAUGCAGAGGACUGAUAUUCAAUCUUCUGCUGCAUACUUUGUGGUGUUUUCAUAGCAUUAUCCUUGAAAUGCCGGGGAUAACCAUUCAUUUUUAGAACAUUUCUUAAAUGUUUCAGCAACACGGAAUUCAUUAUUAAGAAAGGACGCAAAAGAAUCUAUUAUCUUAAAGUUCUAAAGAAAUACGGCGCACUAGCACAUGCAUGAUACAAUUUUAUUGCAGUGCAUGUGAUUAGAUCGUCAUUAGAGUAUGGCGAUGUAUUGUGGCACCGGUAGUCUAGCCAAUGCGCAAAGUGUGGACUUAGAAAGGAUACAAAAAAGAGCACUUAGGAUAAUUUGCCCUAAGAUGGACUAUACCUAAUGAAUCUCUGGCACACUUUCCGGAUGUCUAUACUUUUAAAAGAAAGACGUGAAAAGAAAGGACAUAGACUUUAUUAUCUCCUUCCAGCAAAGGUUGGAGAACUAAGACAGAAAGUUACUAGAUCUAAUGAUGACAAAAUACUAUAA